Molecule: messenger RNA, 429 nt
Organism: Melampsora larici-populina 98AG31
Lineage: Eukaryota; Fungi; Basidiomycota; Pucciniomycetes; Pucciniales; Melampsoraceae
Exons: 3
Coding region: 1-429 (142 amino acids)
Source: RefSeq, a predicted model, not a curated record
AUGGGACUCGAUGUUUGGCGUGAAGGAUUGAGUUUGUCGAAAAAUUCGCAGUUUCAAGGAACUGAUAUCAGAUUAGAAGACGAGUAUUUUGCACUCAAAGAAAAAGCUCAGAGAGAUCCUACUACACACAUCUUACAAAAUAAUUCAGGAUAUUUAUGUAAACCGCCCACUGAGCUUGCGCCUGCUGGGCGCAAGCUGGCCAGGGCAGCAGGCGGCCAAGUGGCGCCUCGUAGGCGCUAUCAAACUGCCUGCAGACGGUCCAGGACCAAGGAGGCCGACAGGUUCCAGGCACAAUCCACCACCCAGCCCGGUUGGAAAUACUCGGGUCGCUCAGGUAGGGAAAAGCUGGUUGGACUGGCACAAGAUGAGCACAAGAUGGGCACGAUCACACGGCAAGAUGUAGGUCAAGUUGAUAUUCUAUUUCAAUGA